GGCUGCACGUAAGGUAGAGCAGAUACAACGUAACAUAAUCCUUAUCGACUAGCUGGAAAAGUGACCGUAGGGGAGGUUAACCAAAGAUAGCAGAGGUACGAGGAUUCUCUCGGUCGGUGUGUGACAGCUCAGAGGCGCCAUGCUACCGGAGGAUGGAAGCUGAUCAAGAUGUGUCAGUUAGAGAGCAGGUUUUCCACGAGUGGGUCCGAGAAUGCAUAAUCUGUACCCUGCUUUUUGCCGCACUCUACUUGCUCUCUUACAUCGUCAUCACCAAGUUUAAGAAGCAUGCUGACUUUACAACAGUUGACGUUGAGGAUGCAGCAGUCAACAGAAUUGCACCUCUGGGAAUACUACCUUCCAUACCUCUAUUCCGGUAUCUCUCUCUUUGGUGUUCUUCUGCUUUUGUUUUGCACUCCUUUUGGUCUAUCACGUAUGUUCUCUGUCACUGGGAAACUGCUGGUCAAACCGCGGCUCCUAGAGAAUUUGGAUGAACACCUGAGCUGUACAGCAUUUGAGGAGGCUGCUAUAUCACGUAAAAUAUCUACCAAAGCAUCCUGCUGGUUGAAUGUCAACAUGGAGGCCCUGCAGAAACGUCUCUUGGCCAUACAGAGCCACCGAAUGAUGCUGGAAAUGAGAAGAAGAGCUUCCCCUUGGCAGAGGAACCUGAUGUACCCCCUGGCCAUGCUGCUUCUCCUUGCUCUCACUGGGCUGUCUGUGCUGCUCGUCUGCUUCCAUGUGCUAGAGCUACUCAUCGAUGAGGCUGCCAUGCCGAAAGGGAUGGAGGAUUUACGAGUUGGGAAAGUUUCAUUCUCUUUCUUUGGUUCGUUUGGAGCAGCUGUACAAGUCGUCCUUAUAUUCUAUCUAAUGGCUUCCUCUGUAGUGGGCUUCUACAGCUCCCCAUUCUUCAUUAAGCUGCUGCCUCAGAAACAAGACACGACUAUGACCAAAAUCAUUGGGAACUGUGUCUCUCUUCUCGUGCUCAGUUCUGCUCUUCCUGUCUUCUCAAGGACACUGGCCUUAAACACCGUUGUGUAGAUUUGUUCUUUAUAUAAAAUUACAUUUAUUUUUUUUUACACUAGAGAAAAUUAAUUUCUAAACUGUCCCUUAUAAAUAUUGCUGGCACCUCUGGGUAUCAGUCUUUUAAUACCCCUGUGACAUUAUACUGUGAACUGAGCUGAUCACCUAUGUGCUAAUGCCGAUGUUUAACCUUUCCUAGCACAAACAAUUGCUGUUAAGCGUAUUGUUUUAAUAACCAAAACCUCUUUGCUGUCCUGGGAAUGCAGAAAACCGUUCUCAGCUGAAUAUUAUCAAAAUUAAACCCGUCUGCUCAGUAGCUCCAUAAAAUGUAUUACAUUGUUUUUUUUAAUUUUCUAGGUUCAAUAAAAGCUGUUCGUUUUUGGGUUUUUUUGUCCUGUGGAAGGUACAAGACAUAUGUCGACUAGCUUUUUACGUAGUUGACAGGUUUAAAUAGAAGACGGAGAUUAACUCAAUUACCCAUUUUUGAUGUUUACACAAUUUUAUUUUUUAUUUUAUUUUUUAAACAUAGAUCUUUUAACAAUAACUUUCUUAGUGAUCUGCUAGCCCAUAGUUCCCCUUUACAAAUACACUGUGACUUAUCUUUGGCUUGAAAACUGUGUUGGUAAAACCUUUGACCUUUACUUCUCUAUAUAACCUAACCUAAUGCACAGUAGUAUAUUUUAGCUUCAUGGCUUAGCUUUAUUCUGAAUGAGCCAGCGCUGAUGGACUGCCCUUUGUUUUGUUUGUUUCUUAUCCACUACAAUGUAUAGAGUUUUUAUAUAUUUUAAUGUUAAAAAUAUUUAGAUGAAUAUGUUUAUUUUUAAACAUCCUAUUGACAUCAUUAUCAAUUUUAAAUACAAAGAAGAAAAUGAAUAUGUUCUCAAUUUAGAUUUAUAAUAGCAAAUUGUCAUUCUGUAGUUUCUCACACGUCGGGGCAAAUGUUAUUGUGGAAUAAGGUGCAUGAUAUUGUAGCUGCUGGCAGCAUUUGCAGUGUUGUAAAACAAGAGCUUGUAUUUCGCUUCUCCUGCAGCUGCGUUGCAGAACAGCAGCAGAGGAGAAUGUUUGUUGUGUGUUGUGAAUAUACUCAUUGCAGAUACAGAUUGCCAUUAUCAGUAUGACUUUUAUGACUGCAAAAGAAAUGUAAAAAUUCUGUUGUUGUUGAUAGUUGUUUAACGUGGGGAAAGAGAAACUAAAAUAUUGUUUUCGAACAAUUAAAAGUUGCUCCUUUUUAUAUAUAAAAAAAAAAAUCUUA
Bombina bombina (fire-bellied toad) is the source of this 2269-nucleotide messenger RNA. It is a transcript of the gene LMBR1L, whose product is annotated as limb development membrane protein 1 like. Gene Ontology annotation, biological process: receptor-mediated endocytosis; signal transduction. Gene Ontology annotation, molecular function: transmembrane signaling receptor activity. NCBI's taxonomy places the organism in Eukaryota, Metazoa, Chordata, Amphibia, Anura, Bombinatoridae. The record is from RefSeq and is a predicted model, not a curated record.